GAAAAAAAACACGAUUGUUUAUGGCGUUCAGCUUAUGAGAAAGUGGCUUUCUAAAGAUUUUUUGGUGUAAUUCUACUGUUUUCAAGUAUUGAUCUCAAGUUAAAUUAUCAUUGUUUUCGGGAUAGGACUGUGUAAAGUUACAAGUGCAGUGUUGUGUUAGCUGAUAUCUUACUAUCAACCUCUGUGGGAGAUAAAUCAUUUUAGAAAGCAACAUGGAAGCAUUGACAGUUCCGCCAUGAAUGCAAAAUAAAUAGAAAUUGUGAUGUGAAGAAGAAAGUAAGUCAGGAUAGAGUAGAAUCUUCACAAUGUUGAGAGGUGGGCGUGGAGGCCGUCACAGUCCGGAGCUGUACCCCCACACUAUCAAGUGCUCCAACGCCAGCGACACGAGCUCCGCAUACAGUGGCAGUGACACCAUGACUUCAGUCCACAGCUCACUCGAUAUGGACAUGGAGGUGGAUUUGUCAGGCCUCCUCGAGUCCAUUGUGGACUCUGACGAGGAAGAAGAUUUGGAAGAGAGUAUGGACAGCCUCACUGUACGUGAUGCUGUACGAGAAUGCCUCGAAAAAGACCCAAGUGAGAGAACUGAUGAAGAUAUAGAGAUUCUUUUGGAAUUCACUCAACAUUUGAAGGCUUUUACCAACAUGACUCUCACAGUUCGCCGUGCAUUGUGUGCAGUAAUGGUUUUUGCCGUUGUUGAAAAGGCUGGGACUGUGGUGAUGAAUGAUGGAGAGGAACAUGAUUCAUGGUCAGUUCUUAUCAAUGGGCAUGUUGGUAUUGAACAUCAAAAUGGAGAAAUUGAGUAUCUAAAUGUUGGUGAUAGUUUUGGAAUGGUUGAAGCUACACUUGAAAAACUGUAUCACAGAGGUGUGAUGACUACACGUUGUGAUGACUGUCAAUUUGUUUGCAUUACACAAACUGACUAUUACCGCAUACUGCAUCAAGGAGAAGAAAAUAUAAGACGACAUGAAAAUGAAAAUGGAGUUGUUGUAUUGGUCACCGAAUAUAGGGGGACACCUGGAGAGUCAGGUCGUCAGCAAGGCCAUGUAGUUAUAAGAGGUACUCCAGAUCAAUUGAUGUUGCAGCUUAUUGAAGAUAAUUCACGGGAUUCCACAUAUGUAGAGGAUUUCUUAUUAACCCAUAGAACAUUUAUUGAAAGCCCUUUAGUUGUUGCUAAACAGCUACUUGCCUGGUUCUCUGAGCCUUCUGUUCGUGAUAAAGUCACAAGGGUAGUUCUACUUUGGGUUAACAAUCACUUCACUGAUUUUGAAACAGAUCCUAAUAUGAUGGAAUUUCUAGAAAGUUUUGAAUCUGUCUUGGAAAAUAAUAAGAUGGAAAGUCAAUUACGUUUGCUAAAUAUUGCCUGCUCAGCAAAAGCGCGCAGCAGGAGUGUCACAUUGUCGCGCCCUUCAAGGGAUGAACCUCUCAACUUUACCAUAGAAGGAGGCUAUGAAAGAGGAUAUGGAAUAUUCAUAUUGAAAGUUGAAAAACAUUCUAAAGCAGAGGAAGUUGGGCUGAAAAGAGGUGAUCAAGUAAUAGAAGUUAAUGGGCAGUCAUUCCAACAUGUCAGCCAUGCAAAAGCUAUGGAAAUAUUGAGGGGUUCAACACACUUGAGCAUUACAGUAAAGAGCAAUUUGUUAAAUUUUAAGCAAAUGUUGCUUACACCUGAAAAUUCAUCCAGGCACCGUGGAUGUGCUAAUAUGGUUCGAUGGCAGACAGACCCCAGAGCACGAUUAUCAACAGCAGAAUUGCUAAGUGAUGACCCCAUUAUUGCAAAUCCAGUAUUUCAAUCCCCCACCAAAAAACCGCAACAGCUUAGCAUAAAAAAAGAACCACAAAAAGGAUUCAUGACUUUAGGUCCCAAAAGGAGAUUACAAAAAGCUUUAAUGAAAAUGAAUAUACUUCCUAAAAACACAAUUAAUGAUGGAUUACAUACUGAUGAUAGUAUACUUUCAAAUUCCGAAUCUCUAAAUAAGGCUAACUCAAGUACUUCAUUUUACAGUUCACACAGUAAUCCAGACCUCAUAUCUAUUUGUUAUGAUGAAUAUCAGUCUUCUGAUUACCCAGAACAUGUUCUAAAAGUGUAUAGGGCUGACCAAACUUGCAAAUAUUUGUUAGUGCACAAAGAGACAACUGCUAGAGAGGUUGUCAUGUUAACUUUGCAAGAGUUUGGUAUUACUGAUCCCAGUUCAAACUUUUCCUUAUGUGAAGUAUCUGUAGCACAAGGUGGCAUUAUUAAACAACAUCGUUUGCCAGAUCAGCUCCAAAAUUUAGCUGAAAGAAUUGGUCUUAGCUCAAGGUAUUACCUGAAAACAAAUGGGGUCAGUGAGACAUUAGUACCAGAUGAGAUGGCUCCAGAACUCCUGAGAGAAAGUGUUGUCCACUUCUUGCAAUUAAAUGCUGUGGAAGUAGCUGUGCAAUUAACUUUGCAAGAUUUCUGCAUCUUCAGACAAAUUGAAAGCACUGAAUAUGUUGAUGAUCUAUUUGAAUUAAAAAGUCGAUAUGGUAUUCCAAUGUUAUCACAAUUUGCAGAACUUGUAAACAAAGAAAUGUUUUGGGUAGUUACUGAAGUUGUAAAUGAACAAAAUCUUGUUCGACGUUCAAAAAUCGUCAAGCAAUUCAUUAAGGUUGCUCGACAUUGCAAGGAAUGCAAAAAUUUCAAUUCCAUGUUUGCUAUAGUGUCUGGCCUGGGACAUGGUGCAGUAUCAAGAUUGAGAAUGACUUGGGAAAAAUUGCCUACCAAAUAUUAUAAACUGUUCACUGAUUUACAAAUGCUGAUGGAUCCAUCUCGAAACAUGUCUAAGUACAGACAAUUAGUAACAACUGAACAAGGUAGAUCACCAGUUAUUCCCUUCUAUCCUGUAGUAAAAAAAGAUCUUACAUUUAUCCAUUUGGGAAAUGACACUAAAGUUGAAGGAAUGGUCAAUUUCGAAAAACUUCGUAUGAUAGCUAAAGAAGUUCGAACUCUUACAAAUAUGUGUAGCUCACCAUAUGACCUUAUUUCGUUAUUAGAAUUUGGUAAACAACCCCCAUCAAAUGCCAUGGUAGCCCUCAACCAACUGACCACAGGAGGUGUGCAACAGGGACAAGUUACUGUUAAAAGAAGAAAGAAAUCCUCAAAUGUCCCUAAUCCUAAAAAGAUGUUUGAAGAAGCACAAAUGGUUAGAAGAGUAAAAGCUUAUUUGAAUCGAAUGCAUGUCGAAACAGAUGAAGAGCGUUUACACGCUUUGUCGCUAGAGUGCGAGGGAUCAGGGCCGGUCCCCGCUAUGCCUCGCCGCCGUCACCCGUCUCCCUCUUUGUCCACAACAAGCAGUGCUUCCUCAGCCAGUGAAAGUAAAAAGAGUUUCGCGGGCAAUAAAUUUGGCGCCGCUUCCCCCCAAGCCGUAAGGAAGUUAUUGGCUUUAUCCGAACCGGCGAAGACGAGGCCACAUCAGCCACGACCUCCGCCACCGGGCCCGUCGCCCUGCUCCCAUCGUCGGGACGGCCCCGGCCCUGGCAUUUGUUGCCCUCGAACCGCACACGAGAGAUCACACUCUGAUACGCCCACGCCUCUUCCUGUUGAUUUGUCAGCAGAAAGUAGUAGCGUGACUUCCUUAGUAAACUUGCCUUUGCGUAAAACUGGGUCUGCUACGUCGAGUGACAGCGGGCACGGCUCGUGCAACGCGCCGAGCUGCGCGCGGCCGGUGCCGCCGCCGCGCAUGCCGCAGCCCUACACGCUGGCCGCUCAGGUGGCGCGUCUCGAGCGUCUCAGUCGCGCACACUCCCAUGAAGGCGUAACCCGCCAAUAUGACUAUUAUCAAGAUACGCCUGACGACGACGAUGACGAUCAACAAGUGUCGGCUGUUUAAAUUUUAAAUACUAUAAGGCACGAUUAUUCCAGUUAAUAUUUAUUUCGGCAAUAAAAUAUAAUAAAUACUCGUAAACUAAGUAGGUACCCAAUUAUGUAAUCUGCAGUGUGGAAUGUAUAAGUUAUUGAAGAAUUCUCAUAGCAAUAAAUCAUUUGAAUGUAGGAAUACAAACAACUACAUUUAAUCCGCAGUUGAAGAAAAUGCACAACUAGCAUAUUUUAUUCUUUAAAAUUUAUGGUCGCGUAUCGCGAUACGAUGGCGCAACGUAGCGACGAGUCUCUUCGGAAACAGUUAAUUAGUUGGUAGGGUACUUACUGGGUGCAGCCCAUAAGGAAAGACAGACUAAUGACGGAAAAUCAUUAGUCAUUAAUCUUACAUUUUAAAGCAACAACUGUUAGACGAGUACAAGUGAUUUGCGUAAUUUACUGGUCACAUUUUUAACAUCGUGUUCUGAUCCUUUGUGUUUUAUAUGAAAUUUAAUACACACUGUUUAGAGUUAUUAGUUAUAUUUUAUUGCGUAGAUACAUCUUAUAAUGUAAGGAGAAAUCUGCCUGUAAAGGUGGUAAAGAUUUCUCAGAUAAGUCACAGAUUAUUGCAAGAAUAGAUAAGUCUUAUCUGACUAUUGGAAAAUCUGCCCUUAAUCAAUGUCUAUUUAUAUAGUUCACUGUUUUGUAAUCUCACUUGACGAAUAGAAAGCACAUGUUUAUAUAAAAUUUUUCUUAUAUUAAUAUAAAAUCAUGUAUGUACUCUUACAGCUAAGUCUAAAGACUGUAUAAUUAAGACAAUUUUCCUAGUGUUAUAUAGUGUAAAAUUAUUACAUUAAUAAGCCAUGCCUCUAAAAUAUUAAUUAUAAUUUAAUUAUUAUAAUGUGACCCACCAUUUUCCAGUUUUAUCUAGAAAAAAGUUGUUUGAUGUAUACCAAUUAGAGGGGACCUGUUGUGUAUCCACCAUUUGGUAUAUCUACAUUCCGUUAUUUGUGUAUAAUAAUGUUCAUUAUUUAUAUUGUGAAACUUAGACCAAAUAAUAAUUAAUGUACCUUUUAACAUUUAUGAUUCAAAUGAUUUUAAUAAUUUUAUUUCGUAGUAAUGUGGUAGCUUUGUGGACCAAUAAUGGGUUUGAAUGUUAUUAUUUCUCAUGGUAGCAGCUUAGAAUUCUGUUGAUAUCAUGGUUUUAAUUAUUAUCAUAAUUUGUAAAUAAUAAAUACAUAAUAUGA
This is a messenger RNA of Ostrinia furnacalis (Asian corn borer), 5058 nucleotides long. RefSeq names its product PDZ domain-containing guanine nucleotide exchange factor (gene PDZ-GEF). Gene Ontology annotation, cellular component: plasma membrane; apical plasma membrane. The transcript has 2 exons. Gene Ontology annotation, molecular function: protein binding; guanyl-nucleotide exchange factor activity. Gene Ontology annotation, biological process: Ras protein signal transduction. Bases 306 to 3845 code for a protein of 1179 amino acids. Lineage: Eukaryota; Metazoa; Arthropoda; Insecta; Lepidoptera; Crambidae. The record is from RefSeq and is a predicted model, not a curated record.